Molecule: messenger RNA, 1590 nt
Organism: Penicillium bovifimosum
Lineage: Eukaryota; Fungi; Ascomycota; Eurotiomycetes; Eurotiales; Aspergillaceae
Product: VOC family protein
Exons: 2
Coding region: 1-1590 (529 amino acids)
Source: RefSeq, a predicted model, not a curated record
AUGCCCGUCUCGCACAUCACCCUAACCGUCUCCCAUCUCCCAACUUCAACCUCUUUCUUCUUAUCAUGUUUACAGCCACUGGGAUACCAGUUCAUCGGUCGACAUGACGACUACAUAGGAUUCGGUCAGAAGCAGGGGGAACCUGCUGAUUUCUGGAUGACCGAAGCUAAGCCUGGAACCCCUCCCGGCGCAGUCCACGUCGCCUUCCCAGCCCCAUCAAAAGACGCCGUCGGCUCCUUCUUCAUAAGUGCCCUCAAAGCCGGCGGGAAGAUCCACGGCGAACCCAAAAUGCGAGACUCGCAGUCCGGGUACUUCAGCGCAGCCGUCAUCGACUUCGACGGCAACAGCAUCGAAGCCGUCUACCGAUCCAGCAAUGCCUCCAUCGCAUCAGAAGCCAGCGGACCAACAAUGGCUCUACUAGAGAGUUCCAGCCGCUCGGUAGUCUCCAAAGCAAGCAGCAACGCCAGCACCAUCAAAGCAGAGAGCAUCGCACCCAGAUCCGAAGCAGGAUCCAUCGCCAGAUCCGACAGAUCACGCGCCUCCAAAGCACCAACAACAAUCGACCGCUCCGCACCAAGCGUAGUCUCCCAGUCCCGAGGCCCACCACCCUCCUACACAAUGCAAGCACCAGCCCCGAAACCCGACGACGGCACCAAAGCCGCCAAAACCAUCGUCGGCACCCUCAUCGGCGCAGCAGCCGGAGCAGCAAUCGCCUACGCAAUGGUCAAAGGCGACUCGCAGUCCGAAGACACACAGUCCCAACAAUCCACCACCAUCCCCUUCGCCUCAACCUUCCCCCAAAUCAAAGCAGCCGCCCAAUCCUUCUUCAGCGACGACCAAUCCCAAUCCGGAUCCCAAUACCGCGCAAUCGAAGCACCACCCCCACCACGCAGCAGCUACACAUCCGCCUCAGCCAACAACCCACGCUCAACCCUAACGCGCAGCGUAACAUCCAAAAACCCGCGCGCAAGCACAAUCUACGACGGAACCGAAUUCUACGAUAACCCCCGCCGCGCUUCAGAAGGUAGUAUCUACAGUAUCCCCGAAGACGCACCUCUACGCGCAAUCGAGUACGGCCCACCACCAAGCACCACUUCAACCCGCCACUCAAAGUCAAAGCCUUCGACCUUUAUCAGUAGCUACCACGAGCCACGCGCAGCUUCCGUGCAUAGUUCGUCAACUAUCAAAGCUGCCCGUCGCCACAGUCAUGAUGAAGGCGAGAACGAGACUGUUGUCUCGCACCGUUCUCAUCGCAGUGGACAUUCUUCGAGACGGUCUUCGAGAGAGGAGAAAGAAAGAGAUGAUCGGUCGGUUGUUUCUGCUUCGCGCUCGACGGCUAAUAUCCCGCUUCCGGCUGGCUCGACGUCGUACUAUUCUACCCCUGGUAGGAAAGACUCGUAUGUUAGUGCGAGGGAUGUGCCGUUGCCUGAGAGUGUGGUUGGUGUAGAUGUUGAGUCUGUUGUUCCGGAGGAUUCGAUUAGUCAGGUUGGGGGCAGGAGUUCGCAUUCGCAUCGGUCGCAUCGGUCGAGACGGGAGAAGGAUGGGGAGAGUAGGGUUUCGAGGGGGAGUCGGAGGAGUCAGGUUGUUUAG